AUGGAGGGAGUUGGGUUGUUACGGGAAGUGAGGGAAGGGGUGGAUGUGGGGAGGGCCGGAAGAGGUGAUGGAAUGAGGGAUGAGGAGAGGGGCAGUGAAAGAGAAGAGAAGCCGUUUGACUAUGUUGGUGUUGCUGAUUGUGUUGUUGAUGUUGCUCACGCGGAGCAGAAUUGCUUGCCAGGCGCAGAUGUGGUGCAGCUGGUUCAGGUGUUUGUGGGUCAGAUGCAGGUGAUUCAGCCGUGCUUUGACUUCCUUCUCCCCAGCAGCAGCAUCGGAGAUUUGAUUGCAGUUUGGGACUUUUGCUGCCGCUUCUCCCCUGCCUUCCGCCUCUCCCCCUUCUCCCUCUCCUCUCUAGAGCUGUCGCUGGCGUUUGAGGGGGAGGAUGGGGGCGGGGGGAGGCGCGGAAUGGGGGGAGGACUGGCGGGGAGAGAGGGGGCGAGGAGAUUUGUGAAGGGAGAAGCUGAGGUGUUAGAGUGUGAGGGGGGGGAUGGGCAGGGGGAAGUGCGGUGGGGAGAGCAGGGGGGAAGCCAGGGGGAAGAACAGGGGAAAGAGCAGGGGGGAGAGCAGGGGGAAGAGUGUGGGGGAGAGCAGGGGGGAGAGCAGGGGGUCAAGCAAAGGGCGAAGCAUGGGGAGGAGCAAAGGGAGAAACAGGAGGGAGAGCAGGAGGCAGUGCAGGGGGAGGAGAAAGGGCGACAGAAUGUGGAAGGGCAGGAAACGGGGGGAGGGGGUGGGUGCCGGAAAGAGGAGAGGAGGGAAGAGGAGGAAUUGGACGAACAUGCAUUGAAAGAGGGGAUGUUGGAAGACGAAAAAAUGGUUUUGGGGAAAUUGGAAGAGGGAAAGUUGGAAGAGGGAAAGAUGGAAGAGGGGAAAUCGGAAGAGGGGACAUUGGAAGAGGGGAAAUCGGAAGAGGGGAAAUCGGAAGAGGGGAAAUUGGAAGAGGGGAAAUCGGAAGAGGAGAGAUCGGAAGAGGAGGAAAAGGAGGGGUCGGAAAGAGGGUGGGAUUGGGGGGCAGGGUGGGGGAAGGGGCGAAGGCUGAGAGGCAGGCGGGAUGGAGGAGGAAAGGAAGGCGGUGCGAGUGAGAGCCGGGAGAGGGAAAGAGUGCGGGAAGAAAUAGGGAAUGGAAGAGGAAACGGCAGGAGGGGACAAGGCAGAGGAGGGAGUGAGGGAGGGAGAAGGCGUAGAGAGGUUGUGUUACCUCCGCUGUUGGGGGAGGUGCAUACGGCACUGCUGUGGGCAGCUCUGAGCCAUAAAGGUUUCGAAGAGGAGUUCAAGAAGCAGCGGCAGGGGAAGAAAGAGGUGUCGCCUCACACGUGGCUGGAGGACGUGUCAGCAUGGGCCAACACCCCUUCAGUGCACUCCAGGACAUGGCAGACUGAGAACCUCUCCAAGGAGUCGUUAAGCACUGCUUCGGUGCAUGGCAGAGUGCGACUUGAGACAUCUCAGGGGCUCGGCGCUGAAGCAAAGCUGCUCUUGCUUCGGGAGCUGGUGAACGCUGCACUAGAGGGGGACAUUCUGCGGGCAGCUGUGGAAAAAAAACUUGCAGCUAUGGACGAGUUGGCCGGGCAGAAAAAAGUUUUGGCGGAGGAGGAACGGGCGUGCAGGGAGAAAGCAGCAUUGCGGGAGAGAGUGAGAAAGAGGGAGAGAGAAGAGAGGGCGAAGCAGAGGAAGGAAAGGGAAGAGAGGGCGAGGAGGGAGGAGGAGGAGAGGAUUUUGAGGGAGGAGAGGGAGAGGAGGUGGAGGAAUCGGGGGCUGUCCUGGCCCACCAGUAGCAGGAGGACACGUGGCACUGGUAGAGAUUCUGUAGGAGGGCUGUCCGAUGCUGUGAGGGAGGGGGAAGGGGAGGAGAGACUGGAGGAGGGGAGAGAGGAGGGUCAAGGAGGGGAAGGGAUGGAUAAGCAGAUCAGGGGAAGGAAACGAGGAAGGAGAGCAGUAAAGGGCAGUUUGGGUAAUGGGUGUGGGAGCGAGGAGGGGGAGAAGGAUGAGGGAGAGAGGCGAGAGUGGGAGCUGCAGUGGGAGGAGAAGGAGAGGAGGUGGAGACGAGAGGAGGAGGAGGAGGCAGCAGAGAGGCAGCAACUGCAAAAGAAGUGUCCGGACCUGGAUAAAGUGGCAUCGGUUAAAGCUGUGCCAGUGGGGUGUGACUGGGAGGGCAGGCGAUUACUGCUCUCCUCCAUGUCCUCCCCUCCAUUCGCUCCCCACCAGUGCCAGGACCUGGAUAAAGAGGCCGAGAAGGCAUUGGCUCGAGCUGUUGCCCAAUGGAGUGAUCAACCUCCUCACUGCCCCAUCCCUCUCCCCCUUCCCAUCCCUCUCCCCCUUCCCAUCCCUCUCCCCCUUCCCAUCCCUCUCCCCCUUCCCAUCCCUCUCCCCCUUCCCAUCCCUCUCCCCCUUCCCAUCCCUCUCCCCCUUCCCAUCCCUCUCCCCCUUCCCAUCCCUCUCCCCCUUCCCAUCCCUCUCCCCCUUCCCAUCCCUCUCCCCUUCCCAUCCCCCACCAGUGCCAGGACCUGGAUAAAGAGGCCGAGAAAGCAUCGCAGUGUUGACGAGUUAGACGCCCUGCUGUGCUCUCUGGACCCUCGCUUUCCCUGUGAAAGGCGCCUGCACGCCCAGCUCACUUCACAGCAGGACAGCAUCAGAUCCUCCCUGCUCUCAGGAGCCAGGGCUCUAGCUCGCCAGCUGGCAGCAGCUGCUGCCUUCUCCUCCCCGUCGUGUGGUGAAAAGGGGGGAUUCGGCUUCAGGUGUGGUGAUAAGGGGGGAUUCGGCUUCAGGUGUGGUGAUAAGGGGGGAUUCGGCUUCAGGCAGGCAGUGGUUCUGGCAGAAGUGGGCGUUGGUGUGGCCCUUGCCGUGCACCGAGUCUCCUAUCACCUGAUGGGGGUAUGGGAGGGAGAGGGGGAAGGGGAAAGGGAAGCACACCUGAGGCGGCAGGCGGUGGUUAAGGAGGAAAUGGGUGUUGGUGCGACCCUUGCCAUAGAUCCAGUCUCCAAUCACCUGAUGGGGAGUGGAGGAGGAAUCACACAGGAAGGAGGGGGGAUUACACAGGAAGGAGGGGGGAUUACACAGGAAGGAGGGGGGAUUACACAGGAAGGAGGGGGGAUUGCACAGGAAGGAGGGGGGAUUGCACAGGAAGGAGGGGGGAUUGCACAGGAAGGAGGGGGGAUUGCACAGGAAGGAGGGGGGAUUACACAGGAAGGAGGGGGGAUUACACAGGAAGGAGGGGGGAUUACACAGGAAGGAGGGGGGAUUACACAGGAAGGAGGGGGGAUUACACAGGAAGGAGGGGGGAUUACACAGGAAGGAGGGGGGAUUACACAGGAAGGAGGGGGGAUUACACAGGAAGGAGGGGGGAUUACACAGGAAGGAGGGGGGAUUACACAGGAAGGAGGGGGGAUUACACAGGAAGGAGGGGGGAUUACACAGGAAGGAGGGGGGAUUACACAGGAAGGAGGGGGGAUUACACAGGAAGGAGGGGGGAUUACACAGGAAGGAGGGGGGAUUACACAGGAAGGAGGGGGGAUACACAUGCGCGUAUGUAUAAGCUUCCUCUCACAUGGAAAGCGAGGUGGUUGA
Messenger RNA from Closterium sp. Naga37s-1, 3558 nucleotides. Lineage: Eukaryota; Viridiplantae; Streptophyta; Zygnematophyceae; Desmidiales; Closteriaceae. The record is from the annotation of a GenBank genome assembly.